AUGAGAAGGGUACUGUUUCGUACAUGUUCUUCUCAAUUUUUUACGAAAGAAAAGCCGUCUUUUACCCACACUGAUAAAGCAAUGAAUACCUUUUCCUCUAUUCUUGUUAGUAUCAACAACCUCAAGUCUUCACUAGCCAAAAACUCCUUAUCCCUUCAAUGGUGUUUAGAAGCCACAAAACUCCUCAAGGAGAUGCACUUUCAGUUUCUUGACAUAUUUCAGACGUCUGAGGUACCCGUGUUUUGGGAUGGGGGAAACUAUUUGGAUGAGUACAUGAAAGAGUCUUUGCACAUCCUGGAUUUUUGCAACAUGUUGAGAUCAGCCAUUUCUAUGAUGGACAGGUACCGUUUAAUGGUUGGUGUUGCUGUUAAAAGAUUUUCCGAUGAAGGGCAUUCGGGUUCGGCCAUGAAUAUUACUGAAAUUGAGAAAUUAGAGAGAGAAUGGCUAAAGCUUUAUGGCAUUGAGAACUGGAAGAAUGUGAAUCUAUACAAAACCGGAAGACCGAAAACAAAGAACAAGGAUGAUAUGUAUAGUCCAGCAUAUGUUGUAAGAAGAACCAUGAAUAUUGUAUGUUUGCUCCUGUUUUCUGCAUUAUUCUAUCCAGUUUCAAUAGAAGUGGAUGAGGAGGUCUAUAGAGAUUUUCCUCAACUGAAGCUACUCUCAUCUUCACUGAGGAAGCUUGUGUGUUGCUUCUUCGAGGAGCGACAAGGUGUCAGGGAUAAUUCAAGACCAGUUCUAGUGGAGACUAAAAUGGUCGAGAGUGCAGUUGAGGAAUUGAAAGUUCAGAUUCUGAAGGGUGUGCCUCUGAAUAAAGAGAAGUUAGGAAAAAGCAUCGAUUCGCUGCAGAAUAGUUCCCUAGCUUUGAAAGAAGGUCUACAAAUGUUUGAUUCUGUAGUUAAUGAGCUGUUUCAAGAGAUAGUGAAAGGAAGGAAUAACAUUCUAGGUAUGGUUGCUUUAAGGUAG
Messenger RNA from Dovyalis caffra, 963 nucleotides. The record is from the annotation of a GenBank genome assembly. NCBI's taxonomy places the organism in Eukaryota, Viridiplantae, Streptophyta, Magnoliopsida, Malpighiales, Salicaceae.